Molecule: messenger RNA, 2546 nt
Organism: Odocoileus virginianus texanus
Lineage: Eukaryota; Metazoa; Chordata; Mammalia; Artiodactyla; Cervidae
Gene: SLC2A1
Product: solute carrier family 2 member 1
Biological process (GO): response to insulin; dehydroascorbic acid transport
Cellular component (GO): plasma membrane; apical plasma membrane; basolateral plasma membrane
Molecular function (GO): D-glucose transmembrane transporter activity
Source: RefSeq, a predicted model, not a curated record
UCAAAGGUAACCAAAGCGAGAAUUCGGACAGUGGGCCGCAGGUCUCAGCAACUAGCUCGCUAGGCAGAGGGAGGCCAAGCGAGUAGCAGACGGAGUCUCGAGACCGAAGCCGGAGCGGGAUCCACAGAGCGCAGCCCGCCCGCGCACCCGGUGCAGCGACAGCCUCCGGCGCAGCGCGGCCAUGGAGCCCACCAGCAAGAAGCUGACGGGCCGCCUCAUGCUGGCCGUGGGAGGGGCAGUGCUCGGCUCCCUGCAGUUUGGCUACAACACUGGAGUCAUCAACGCUCCCCAGAAGGUGAUUGAAGAGUUCUACAACCAGACAUGGAUCCAGCGCUAUGGGGACCCCAUCCCGCCCACCACGCUGACCACACUCUGGUCCCUGUCCGUAGCCAUCUUCUCAGUGGGAGGCAUGAUUGGUUCCUUCUCCGUGGGCCUUUUUGUUAACCGUUUUGGCCGGCGGAAUUCAAUGCUGAUGAUGAACCUGCUGGCCUUCGUGUCCGCUGUACUCAUGGGCUUCUCAAAACUGGGCAAGUCCUUUGAGAUGCUGAUCCUGGGUCGCUUCAUCAUUGGUGUGUACUGCGGCCUGACCACUGGCUUUGUGCCCAUGUAUGUGGGGGAGGUGUCCCCCACGGAGCUUCGAGGGGCUCUGGGCACACUGCACCAGCUGGGCAUCGUCGUCGGCAUCCUCAUCGCCCAGGUGUUCGGCCUGGACUCCAUCAUGGGCAACCAGGAUCUGUGGCCCCUGCUGCUGAGCGUCAUCUUCAUCCCGGCCCUGCUGCAGUGCGUCCUGCUGCCCUUCUGCCCCGAGAGCCCCCGCUUCCUGCUCAUUAACCGCAACGAGGAGAACCGGGCCAAGAGCGUGCUGAAGAAGCUGCGUGGGACCGCGGAUGUGACCCGCGACCUGCAGGAGAUGAAGGAGGAGAGCCGGCAGAUGAUGCGGGAGAAGAAGGUCACCAUCCUGGAGCUGUUCCGCUCGGCAGCCUACCGCCAGCCCAUCCUCAUCGCCGUGGUGCUGCAGCUGUCCCAGCAGCUGUCCGGCAUCAACGCUGUUUUCUAUUACUCCACAAGCAUCUUCAAGAAGGCGGGGGUGCAGCAGCCCGUGUAUGCCACCAUCGGCUCCGGCAUCGUCAACACAGCCUUUACUGUCGUGUCGCUAUUUGUGGUGGAACGAGCCGGCCGGCGGACCCUGCAUCUCAUUGGCCUGGCCGGCAUGGCAGGCUGUGCAGUGCUCAUGACCAUCGCGCUGGCGCUGCUGGAGCGGCUGCCCUGGAUGUCCUACCUGAGCAUCGUGGCCAUCUUUGGCUUCGUGGCCUUUUUCGAAGUGGGCCCAGGCCCCAUCCCGUGGUUCAUUGUGGCUGAACUCUUCAGCCAGGGCCCUCGUCCUGCUGCCAUUGCCGUCGCCGGCUUCUCCAACUGGACCUCGAACUUCAUCGUGGGCAUGUGCUUCCAGUAUGUGCAGGAACUGUGCGGACCCUACGUCUUCAUCAUCUUCACUGUGCUCCUGGUUCUGUUCUUCAUCUUCACCUACUUCAAAGUUCCCGAGACAAAAGGCCGGACCUUCGAUGAGAUUGCUUCCGGCUUCCGGCAGGGAGGAGCAAGCCAAAGUGACAAGACACCUGAGGAGCUGUUCCACCCCCUGGGAGCUGAUUCCCAAGUGUGAGGUGCCCCACACGUCCAGCCUGGUCUGCUCCCAGCGGCCCAAGGAUCUGUCAGCACGCAGGCAGCUGGAUGAGACUCUCAAACUGAUAGAUCUCAGCAGAGCCGGGCCUGGGGCUCCUUCCUUCAGCCAGCAGUGAUGUCCAGAAGAAAAUUCAGGACAUUAACGGCUCCAGGAUUUUAACAAAAGACUGUUGCUCAGAUCUAUUCAGACAAGCAACAGGUUUUAUAAUUUUUUAUUACUGAUUUUGUUAUUAUUUUUUUAUCAGCCAGAGUCUCCUUCACCCACAUCCCUGGCUUCACCCUAAACGGCUCAGUGCCUGAGGGUGGGACCAAGCCCUGCCUAGACACUUGCCUUCUUUCCCAAGCUAAUCUGUAGGGCUGGACCUAUGACCUAAGGACACACUAAUCGAACUGCAAACUAUGAGUCUUCUACCCCAAGAGGUGGCUAUGGCCACCCCUUCUGUGGGCCUGGGUCUCCCCAACCUAGGGGUCAGGCUCUGUUAGGUUUUGCCUAUUGCCGUCUCUUCCUACCCAACCACUCAAAUUAAUCUUCCCUUGCCUGAGACGAGUUGGGAGCACUGGAGUGCAGGGAGGAGAGCGGGGGGGCCAGACUGGGCUGCCAGGUGCUAGUCUCCUUUGCACUGAGGGCCAGACAAUCUCCAUGAGAGGAGGGGGGCCAUGGGAAACUGGGAACUCACUAUGCAAGAAGACCUGGACACUCCUGCCCUGCUGUGUAUAGUUGGAAGAUAUUUAUAUAUAUUUUUUGGUUGUCAAUGUUAAAUACAGACACUAAGUUAUAGUAUAUCUGGACAAACCAACUUGUAAAUACACCACCUUCCUCCCUCUGUAACUUACUUAAGCAGAUAUAAAUGGCUGGUUUUUAGAAA